AUGGCACACAAACACAACCGCAGGCGGGUCCGUCCUCGCAAUCGCAACCAUACCUCUCUAAACCCCAUCUUUGAGAUGCCAGACGAGCUCUCAGUCCGGUCAGAUUCUUCCGCUCUAUUCCCACCCUCUCCAAGCACCGAUCUCGAACAAUCUCCCUUGCCCGGAAUAUUGCGCGUUGCCAACCCUACCGUUGCGUCGCGGCAUUUGUACAAUCGAUAUGUUGCCGGGCAAAACCGUGACAAAGCUCAAAGACGCGAAGCUGCCAAGAUCGAGGCUGAACGGAUCAAACUAUUCGGAGGUUAUCCGGGUGACGAUGUCGGACUAUGCUACAAGAUGAUGGAAGUGUUUGAAGGCAUGAAUUGGAUCGACACGCUGGAUUAG
This is a messenger RNA of Fonsecaea erecta, 381 nucleotides long. RefSeq lists its product as hypothetical. Lineage: Eukaryota; Fungi; Ascomycota; Eurotiomycetes; Chaetothyriales; Herpotrichiellaceae. The coding region runs from base 1 to 381 and encodes 126 amino acids. The transcript has a single exon. The record is from RefSeq and is a predicted model, not a curated record.